CAGGAAUGCAGCUCGUCAACAAAGCUAACAUCGUUAGCUUUCGUUUCGCAUCAGCUGGAGCUGUCGGCGGCUGAUAGAAGUAUCCGCAGGCUGUGUGUCACUUGUCUCCAGGGGUGUGUGAAACGUCGUUAAAGCUGUCAAACUGCUGUCUUCACAGCCUCAAAGGUGCCAAAACCAGCAGUAUGACUACAGCGCAGUCGGUGUUGCUGCUAGCAGUGCAUAUUCUGCUGAUCUCGGAGUUCAUCCUGGCCAAGAGAGACUACUACGACAUACUGGGGGUGCCCAAAGAUGCCACUGAGCGCCAGAUCAAGAAGGCCUUCCAUAAACUGGCCCUGAAGUACCACCCUGACCGAAACAAGGGCCCAGACGCCGAGGCCAAGUUCAGAGAAAUAGCAGAGGCAUACGAGACGCUAUCAGAUGAUAAGAGGAGGCGAGAGUACGACCAGUUUGGGCAUGGCCCGUCACCAGGGGGGGGCCAUAGAGGAGGAGGAGGUGGAGGAGGAGACUACAACUUCAACCAGCACUACCAGUCCUUCAACUUCAACUUUGAUGACAUGUUCAAAGACUUUGACCCUUUUGGUCAGCAACACCACCAACACCAACACCAACACCACUUUCACUCCCACUCCCAAUCCCAAAAUCAAGCCCACCAAAAGAGACACUUUGACAGCCACUUCCAGGCCCACCGGGAUGCUAUGAACAGACACAGGGGACAGUUUCAGCAGGGGCGCUUUGGUGGAGGACUCUUUGAUGACAUGUUUGAGGACUUGGAGAAGAUGUUCUCCUUUAACACGCACAGCUCCAGGACUGAGAGCAGAUUCCAGGGCACGGGAAAGCAGCACUGCAGGACAGUGACCCAGCGUAGGGGGAACAUGGUGACCACCUUCACCGACUGCUCCUGAGGCAAGCGAGAAAAUGACCUUCUACAGGAAUGCGGCCACUGGGGACACUGCUGGGUUUUUAGUUGUAGUUUUGGAAUUGAAUGCUAAUUUAUCACUUGGUGGAAUAGAGAACAGUUUUGUGUGGCUUUUUUAAUUUUCUUUAUGUAAUUUCCUCUAGGAACAAAAAUCCAAGCUGGCCUGAUAAACGGCUGCUUCCAAGCAAUAACUUACUCACCUUAUUGCUCAUAGCAUGUUAUAAGUCUUAGGUUUAUUCAAAUACCUCCUUAUUACUCAGCUUUCCAGGUUCAUUAUGUUUACUUGUGUUAAUUUUUUAUGAUGGUACAAUCUGUUAGACUCAGGUAUGGCCUAAGGUUAAUUAAAAAAAAAUAACAUAAUGAGGCAAUAAGAUUUAUUAAAACACCACAGAUGUGACAUUGUGAAACCUUCCUUUUGCAGCUAUUUAGGCCAUACUAUUAUUGUUCUCUCUACAAUAUAAACCAGGCUUUGCUCAUUUAAGCAUAGUGUACUCUGGACGUGUACAUUUUCUCUCUUGGUUUUUAGUCAUUAGCUUAAAAAUUAGCAGACAUUACACAGUAAGUCUCACAAAUGUGCGAUUUAUAGAACGUGCAUCAAAUUUUGCUGUGAAAAUGGAGCUUCACAUCCUGCGAUGUGUGCAAGUCGGUCAUUAUCAACUGUUACCUCGUUUUAGUUCCUUCCUACAGCGUUGCAUUUGCCUUCACUCAGUCAGGGUAGGAAAUGAACAUCAGUCCGAUGACAAAUGCUGGUAUACUUAGCCACAGGCAAAGUUUGUGUUCUCUCAGCUGAUUUGUAACCAUUUGUUUGGAUGGCUACAAAAACCUGGGGUCAUCUGCCAGUGAAGCUGAAUGGUCUGAAAAGUUUCCUGAACUGAUCAUAAUGUGCAAUAUUUAGCACCUUUGCUCUUCAUGUUGCCUAUCUUUCAUAGACAGUGUUGUGUUAAUGUCAUUGUCUAACAUCAGCACUUUGCGUGUGUGUGCGCGUGUGUGCGUGUGUGUGUGUUCACUGAGAGUGGCUUGAAUGUUGAUUGGUUGCAAAAUAUUUGGAGAAUGAAUAAAAAGUUACAAGCGCAAA
Molecule: messenger RNA, 1991 nt
Organism: Siniperca chuatsi (mandarin fish)
Lineage: Eukaryota; Metazoa; Chordata; Actinopteri; Centrarchiformes; Sinipercidae
Product: dnaJ homolog subfamily B member 9-like
Exons: 3
Coding region: 183-902 (239 amino acids)
Cellular component (GO): endoplasmic reticulum
Molecular function (GO): misfolded protein binding; protein-folding chaperone binding
Source: RefSeq, a predicted model, not a curated record